UGUUGUUUGGGUGCCGUAUCCUGCAGCUGUCUCUUGCGUUUUUAUCGGAGGGAAUAUCGACCGAUUUGCGGGAACCUCGCUACAAUCUGCCAGGCAUCAAUAGCUGAGAACCAGACCUAUAGACUACGAGUUGGUUCAACUUGGGCGUUUGGAGAGAAGAUAAGAAGGCUUUUCCACCAGGAGUGCACAUCUCGGCCUUGGCAGGCAGUGCCGAGGGGCCGCAUGCAAUGUAAGAGAGACCCCGAGUGGUGGGAAGCAUUGAUGGCACCACGCAAGCAAACUAGUGGCAACAGCAGUGACAGUAGCAGCAGCAUGGGUCGAGGCAAGCGUUCCGCACACUUGGACAAGGACAGCGAGGAGUACCGCAUCCAUCGGGCACGUAAUAACCUGGCUGUCAAAAAGUCUCGUACCAAGUCCAAGCAGCGUGCCCAGGAGACACAGCAAAAGGUUGCACAACUGAGGGCAGAGAAUGAAGCACUCGUGGCUAAAAUCAAGAUCCUAAACAAGGAGCUCAGCUUUCUUAAGGACCUUUUCUUGGCUCAUGCUGGAGCCACAGGUGGUAGCCGUGGUGGUAACUGUGCAGUCCUUGAGGGUGUUGACCUAAGCUUCCUUAAUGAGGAUGACAACAUGGAAAACAAAGGAAUUGUCUCCAAGAAUGUGGGCUCCUAGUGCCAGCAGCCCCGUGUCAUCCCACUGCUUGUUUGUCGCACUGGUAUUCUGUGUAGCUUGGUGGGAGGUUAUUUCAACUUCAGUCCGAGUGUUUCGGCCAAGCUGUAAGCUUGAUGUUAAACGCGUGCUGCUCUGCGCACUGAUGCCAUCUUUUGUUGGGACAGUGGUUACUGUAAUGAGCGCUAGAUUUAAGUGGGUCGUCAGUAUUUUCUGUGCUUGCAUCCUACAGUUGGAGUGUUCACCAUUCUUCGAUUUCCUCGCUUUCUUUGAAAAAAAAAAAAAUCCCAAUUAACAGCUUGAUGCCAUAUUUAAUUUUAUGUUGCUCUAAAAAGGCAGGUUAUUAUGCCUGAUGACCCACCAUGGCGACUCAGCGGUUACAAUAUUGUGCUUCUGAGUGUGAGGUCACAGUUACAAUUCCUUGCUGCCGCAAUCUGAUUGACAUUGAUUUCAAAAAUGCUUGUGCGCUGUAGUUUUGGAGCACGUUGAAGGGCCCCGGCUGGUCGAAAUUAAUCCUGAGCCUUCCAUUGUGGGUCCUAUCAUAACCCACGGGCCACUGUGCAGUUUUUGGGAUGUUAUAAAUUCUGCCAUUUUCUUCAAAAAUUUCUAUCAAUUGUUGCUGUCAGGUUCAAAAUUUCUCAUUAUUUUAAUUAUAGAUAAAUUAAUUUUUGUCAUCUUUUGGUAGCUGCUUGAUAUAUAUAUCCUUGUGGACUUUGUCUUUGGAAUAAUAUCUUCCUGCGUUUACAAGGUGGCUGUCUGACAGUUUUUACUGGCAUAGCGCAAUACAUUUCCUGCACUGAGCAAGUGUGUUGCAUACGUGUUUUUAGCUUGUUCUUGUAUAAGUUGCAGAAGUGAAAAUAUAUUGAAGAGGUCUGCGGCUUACUGUUGUUUGCAGAAACAUCUUUGUCUUUUUGUGUAUGUUUUAUGUCCUGUAUAAAGGUAUGUAUUCACCUGCUGGCAAAAGAAGUAGCUUCUGCUGUGCAUGUGCAAUAAUAAUGUAUAUUGUGCAUAAAUUUUGCAAGUAAAUAGUAGUUCUUGGUUUCAGUGUUUCUAGCAGUUACUUGUUCUGUGUUAUAUGUACUGAGAUUUGUAAAAAAAAAAAGCUUUUUAAUAUUUUGUAGCGACUUUCAUGUGAAACAUAACCUUAUAUUGGAACUUCUCUGAAUAUUAUGUGUUCAUUAUUUAAAUCAUUUAGUGAAAUGCUAUCCAUAAACAAGAGUUUGAACAUUUAGUUUUAUAAGUUGCCCAAGCUUUAGUGGCAUGGACUGCAUUCUGGUCUAAAUUUGACUUUUGUUAAUCAGCCUGCGCAGAGCACAUGCAUGCAGCUUGCGAAAACAUUCUCAGUCAGCCAAAUACUUUUGUCCUUUUUCUCUUUUGCAUUCCUGCAACUUCUACCUUGAAAAAUUGGCUGCGUAUCUGCGUGCUCCACUGCAAAUGCCGUAUAAAGACGAUAGAGGAGGCGCAGCGUGAGAUAUGGACGCCAUCUGGCGAUACGUCGGGAAACAUGAGCUUGUGCAGAGGGUUUCCUUUCUCCAUGGCAGAGGGCAUUCGUCGGCGCGCAUGCCAUUUUCAGCGCAGCUUAAGAAACUAAGGUCUUUAGAAUUAAGUAUCUAUGUAUUUUCUAUUAAAGGAACACACCACCUAAUACUUACCUAGUGAUGUUGCGCCUCAGAUAUGCGUAAUAUUUACUUUUUUAUCGACAACAUUCCCAAGUAUGAACAGCCGUACCAGUUCAAGAUGGGUGGGCGGUAAGCAAGUGGUUCAACUUUGGCCGGGUUGCUGUAUCGGUUGACAGGCAGAAAGACAGACAGACAGACCAAAAUUUCUGCGUUUAAGUUCCCCAAGAAAGACUAUCAUCUUUAAAAGUUCCUUGUUGCUGUCAAGUUGAUGCAUUUUCAUAAGGUGUGUGCAAAUAGUUUAAAUUACUAAUACAUAUAGUAUAGUCCUUGCUAUUUUAUUUGAAGUCGAUAUCAGAAUUUCGACACAAAAAUUUGGGCUAGAUGGUGGUAACUGAACUUGAGUAUCUUAAGCGCAAAGCAACAAUCGCGGAAGGAAGAGGUACGUAAUUAGGACGGGCACUAGAAUUGUUUAUUCACAAUGUCGAAUGUUAUGUUAAAGCGUAAAUAAUGAUACAAGAGGAGAAUUUUCUGAUUGAGUUUGCCUUCGGAGAUCUGCAGUUCUUGUGCAUAUGCAUGAUUUUCUCGGUAAACACAUUUGUGCUUGUAGUUAAAUAUGCUUGUCUUGGCUUAGGCAGCCUGCGAAUUUGCUGUUUCUAUUUAGACAAAGCCAUUAAAUAUUUGACCAAUCUUGCCAUUGGCUACUUCAAGCGAGCACUAUACUGUGCUAUGUGCAUCUGGUGGCAUGCUCCUCCUUGGUGUUUCAGUGCUCACGUCACCAGGUUCAAGCAUCUCUUCUUUGUUUUCAAUUUACAAGCUUCUCACUUGAGAUCAAAUCCAGUUAAUGAUGGCAUUAGCUGCAUUGCAUUUUGUUAGCAAACAAAUUUGCAGAACCUUUACAUUUCAUCUUUUCGAGAAAUUGGACACAUUCAAUUUGAUAUCGGAAGCUUGUUUUCCAUGAGUAUUUGUGUUCAUAUAGAAAUUGCACUUUGAACACUCCUAGUUUUCAUAACUGCAAGGACCAUAUUAUUGCAUUGCUCUAACAUCAUUCUGAAGCAAGGUGUGCUGGGCGUGAAGUAUUACUAUCUAUGCCAAUAUUUAUACAAGCUAUGCAAGAAUAUUCUGGUGUGUGUUAUGUAAAGGACCAUUGCUCGUUAGAAGCUCUUGUUACAUUAUUGUUUUGGCACAGUUUUAAUUUUGAGCGUGGGGUUGAUGUGCAAAAGAUUUGUAAAAUUUUAUUACCCUUUAUGAGUGCUAAUAUGUAGUUGGGUGUUUCUGUUAUCAGGACUAUAUUCUUUUUUGCAUGGUCUAAACAAUCCGCUUGCAUCUAUGUAAAGUGUUAUGGAGUGUUCUCACGUUAUAAAGCUUUAAGUAGCUAUGUUCAUUAUGCAGUUGUGCCUUUGUCUACCUCCUCUUAGUUUAAUUUUAUUUUUCUCGUAACAUCAACAUAAGUGACCUAUUUCAUGCUGCAGCAUGCUUUCAAGUUUGCUGUUUAUGCAGCAGGACAUUCUUGAUGUCUUUUACACGCUUGUACGAACAUUCCGAGAAAAAUGUUUUGGGAGAUGCAACUGCUAUGACUUUUACUGGUUGUAGUGCAAGAUGUGGUUCAUUGUUAUAUGUGCAAGGCUGAAACACUUGGACAUUGUAGAAUUUACAUAUGUGGACAUUAGCAAGCUUCUCUCCAUUUUAUUGUUUGUCAAGUUCUUGUGACACCGUGUUAUUGCCGCUGGCAGGCUGAAUCUGAGCAGGGUUACAUCUUUUUCACUCAACGUGCUGCUGUAUUUAUUUUCUGCAAUAUGGACAUUCAGUCAUUAGGAGCUUCUACUCAAACUAUAACAUUGUUUUUACUUGUAUCAGCUGCUAAAGUACCAAGAAAUGUUUACCAACCUGCCUGAAAGUUUUACCAGUGUGAUCCUUUUGGUAGUAUGUGUCAUUCUGGGAAAUUCAUUUUCAGAAGAAAUUAAAGUGCAUAAAACUUGGAA
Rhipicephalus sanguineus (brown dog tick) is the source of this 4264-nucleotide messenger RNA. Its product is annotated as CCAAT/enhancer-binding protein gamma. Gene Ontology annotation, molecular function: RNA polymerase II cis-regulatory region sequence-specific DNA binding; DNA-binding transcription factor activity, RNA polymerase II-specific. The transcript has 3 exons. Gene Ontology annotation, biological process: DNA-templated transcription; regulation of transcription by RNA polymerase II. The record is from RefSeq and is a predicted model, not a curated record. The coding region runs from base 223 to 669 and encodes 148 amino acids. NCBI's taxonomy places the organism in Eukaryota, Metazoa, Arthropoda, Arachnida, Ixodida, Ixodidae.